This is a messenger RNA of Cyphellophora attinorum, 1491 nucleotides long. RefSeq lists its product as uncharacterized. Lineage: Eukaryota; Fungi; Ascomycota; Eurotiomycetes; Chaetothyriales; Cyphellophoraceae. Bases 1 to 1491 code for a protein of 496 amino acids. The record is from RefSeq and is a predicted model, not a curated record. The transcript is spliced from 11 exons.
AUGGCACCCUCGAUGAAAGGUCUGCGACGCUUCAGACGCUCAAGUCCGCAGACGCAGAACUUGAUAUCGGGAGUGGCACUCUUUCUCACCGCAGGGAUCUACCAUGCCAUCACUGGCCUAGGGGCUGGUGGCGGAAAGCCAUCGUCCAUCUAUGUUGCCACGACCACGAAUUCCAUCCUCUAUGUCCUCUUCACAGUCGUUGGCUUCUUCGGGGGUAGUGUUCUUAACAAGAUCGGACCCAAGAUUACUUACACGGUGGGACUCUCAUCAGACCAGCGCCACAUCCCCGGUCAUCUGAUCGGCUGCUUUGGCUACCCAUUCUAUGCCACAGGGCUGUGGUAUUUCGACGCCAAGGGUCACCAGUGGUACCCCUUACUGGGAGGCGCGAUAUUGGGCAUCACAGCUGGUUUGCUAUGGACUGCAGCCAAUUUCAUACAAUUCGCCUACCCGGAAGAGAAAGACAAGGGUCGGUUCAUCGGCAUGCAACUCUUCAUGCUUGCCACAGGGUCGACGAUCGGUGCGAUCAUUCCCUUCGCCAUCAACUUCCACAGCUCUUCCGCCUCAGGCGUUCCCACUUCCGUCUAUAUCACGUUCACUGUCAUUAUGCUGUCCGCUAUGCUGGUCGUUUUCUUCGGCAUCGUGAGCCCGGAGAAAGUCACCCGCGAUGACGGCACCCACCUCGCCAUUUUCGAAGCCGUCGAGUUCCGCACCGAGCUGGUUCAUUGCGUUGAGCUCCUGCGAGACUGGCGAAUUCUGAUGCUGCUAUUACCCCUGUUCUCCACUGAGAUCACGCUUGGUCUGAUCCCGACACUGAACGCCCACUCAUGCAACUUGCGGACACGAUCACUCAAUAAUCUCAUUUAUUGGGCCAUUCAGAUCCCCAGCGCACUGUUUUUCAGUCAGGUUCUCGACAAUCACCGCCUGACGAGACGUAUGAGAGGCAUGACUGCGUUGAGCAUCAACGUGAUCUUGAGCGUCUUGGGUUGGGGACUUGCUAUUGGAAUUCAAAAGCGGCUAAACCUUACUCGUGGUCCGUUCAAACCGACUUUGGAUUGGUCCAGUCCUGAGUACGGUUGGAUUUGUGCACUCAUGAUCGUGUUCGGUGUUCUCUUCAUCAUCAAUCAGAUGCUGGUGAAUUGGACAAUCAGUGCUCUGAGCAACGAUCCCAGGAUUGCUGGUAGGACGGGCGGAUUUGCAAAGGCGAUGCUCAGUGCCGGUCUCGCCGUGGCGUUCGGGAUGGAAGCAGGCAAAGCUCCUUACAUGACACAAACCAUCAUCCAGGUUGCCUUACAAUUCAGCUCAUUCGCAAUGGUAGCGAUCGUGGUCUGGCGUGCAGUCAGGGACACCAAUUAUCUCGUCGAAGCCACGGUCAUCCCUCCCGUUCAUGUUGAGAUGGAACUGGGUAUCUCGACAAGCGCUCAAGGCGCAGAGGUAGCUGGCUCUGACUUCAACGGGCGAUCAUCAUCGGUGCAUCCGGAACUUAAGGCAUAG